Molecule: messenger RNA, 1101 nt
Organism: Pedinophyceae sp. YPF-701
Lineage: Eukaryota; Viridiplantae; Chlorophyta; Pedinophyceae
Source: the annotation of a GenBank genome assembly
AUGGGCGGCGACAAGAAACGAAAGGCGGACGGCCCCGCGGCGGGCUCGCCUGCGGCCACCAAGGCCAAGGCCACGUCCCAGACCAAGGAGGAGUUCACCAAGGUCUACUACGAGAUGCGUGACGAGAUCCUCGACGACCCCCUCCUCGCCGGGCAGCCCAAGGAGGCGCGCGAGUGGCUCAAGGAGAUGCUCGAUUACAACGUGCCCGGCGGGAAGCUCAACCGCGGGAUGGCCGUGCUGGACGCGCUCUGCGCGCUGCUGGACCGCGAGCCGACGGCGGAGGAGGUGAAGGACGCGAACGUCGCGGGGUGGUGCAUCGAGCUGCUGCAGGCGUUUUUCCUCGUGGCGGACGACAUCAUGGACGGCAGCGUGACGCGGCGCGGGCAGCCGUGCUGGUACAAGGUGCCCAAGGUGGGCAUGAUCGCGUGCAACGACUGCAUCCUGCUCGAGGCGGCGAUCUACAACGUCCUGCGGCGGCGGUUCCGCGGGCGGGCGUGCUACGUGCACCUCCUGGACCUGUUCCACGAGGUGACCUUCCAGACGUCGCACGGGCAGCAGCUGGACCUGAUCACGGCGCCGAUCGGGCAGAAGAACCUCGAGCGGUACACGCUCGACACGUACCUCCGGAUCGUGACCUUCAAAACGGCCUUCUACACCUUUUACCUGCCCGUGGCGCUGGGGAUGCGCCUGGCGGGCGUGGAGGACGAGGGCGCGUACCGCGUGGCGCAGGACAUCUGCAUCGAGAUGGGGCAGUACUUCCAGAUCCAGGACGACUACCUGGACUGCUACGGCGACCCCGAGGUCAUCGGCAAGGUGGGCACCGACAUCGAGGACAGCAAGUGCAGCUGGCUGGUGGUGAACGCGCUGGAGCGCGCGACGCCCGCGCAGCGCAAGGUCGUCCAGGAGCACUACGGGCGGCCGGAGAAGGAGCACGUGGCGAAGAUCAAGGCCCUGUACCGGGAGAUGGGGUUGGAGGCGCUCUUCAAGAAGUACGAGGAGGAGUCGCACAAGGAGCUGGUGGGCAAGAUCGAGGGGCAGACGAAGGUGCCCGCCGCGGUCUUCAUGCCGCUCCUGAAGAAGAUCUACAAGCGGUCCAAGUGA